This is a messenger RNA of Entelurus aequoreus (snake pipefish), 1065 nucleotides long. Its product is annotated as thy-1 membrane glycoprotein-like. Lineage: Eukaryota; Metazoa; Chordata; Actinopteri; Syngnathiformes; Syngnathidae. The record is from RefSeq and is a predicted model, not a curated record. The coding region runs from base 90 to 545 and encodes 151 amino acids. The transcript has 4 exons.
CCCCCCCCCCCCCCCCCCCCCCCGGAAGUGUUUUUGCUCUGCAUCACUGAGACUUGCAGCAUCAUCGUCCCGCUCUGACCUCAGUCAUCAUGCUGCCGUCUGUGUUUGUGUGCGGCGUCCUGGCAGCGUUGCUCACGCCAGCACGGUGUGAGCUCAUCGAGGUGUGCAUCGAGGACGACGACAACCUGAGAGUGGACUGCCGGGUGAAGGCCAAGGCCAACCAGAUCAGCAGCUACGAGUUCUCCUGGUCCUCCGGCUCCAAGGAGUCGCUCAUCAACGCCAACGUGUCCGGUUUACCGGCCGAGUCCCAGUUCAGGGGCAAGAGCGAGGUGACGGAGUUGGAGCCUCACGGCUACCGGAUGACGCUGAAAGGCUUCACGGACACGUUGCCGCACAACACCACGUACUUGUGCAAAAUAACCGGCGCGGGCGCCAGCGUUACCGUGGAGAAAGAUCAACUUGUCCGAUGUUGUGCUGUCAGUCUGAUCCUGCAGAACUGCUGGAGUGUUGGCCUGCUGCUUUUCUUCCACGUCACUCACGCCUAACAAAUAAAAUGAGCUGCUGGAGUGUCGGCCUGCUGCUUUUCCUCCACGUCACUCACGCAUAACAAAUACCAAAAGCUGCUGGAGCGUCAGCCUGCCGCUUUUCUUCCAUGUCACUCACGCGUAACAAGUAAAGUUAGCCGCUGGAGUGUCGGCCUGCUGCUUUUCUUCCACGUCACUCAUGCGUAAAAAAAUAAAUACAGCUGCUACAGUGUCGGAACUGCUACUUUUCCUCCACAUCACUCACGCGUAAUAAAUAAAAAGAGCUGCUUGAGUGUCGGCAUGACGCUUUUCUUCCACAUCACUCACUUGUAAUAAAUAAAAAGAGCUGCUUGAGUGUCGGCAUGACGCUUUUCUUCCACGUCACUCACUUGUAAUAAAUAAAAAGAGCUGCUUGAGUGUCGGCAUGCCGCUUUUCUUCCACGUCACCCACGCGUAAUAAAUAAAAAGAGCUACUGGAGUGUAUGCCUGCCGCUUUUCUUCCACGUCACUCACGCGUGACAAAUAAAAAGAGUUGCUUGAG